Molecule: messenger RNA, 2196 nt
Organism: Gamsiella multidivaricata
Lineage: Eukaryota; Fungi; Mortierellomycota; Mortierellomycetes; Mortierellales; Mortierellaceae
Product: WD40-repeat-containing domain protein
Exons: 9
Coding region: 1-2196 (731 amino acids)
Biological process (GO): transcription initiation at RNA polymerase II promoter
Cellular component (GO): transcription factor TFIID complex
Molecular function (GO): protein binding; RNA polymerase II general transcription initiation factor activity
Source: RefSeq, a predicted model, not a curated record
AUGUCAGAUCCUGCCGCCGAUGGCACAGCCAACGCUGGAGCCGGGGUCUCUGCCAGACCCCCAUCGCAGAUGACGGCUACGGCUACUCAACCACAGCAGCAGCAACAAACGCCAUCACAGACGCCGCAGACCCAACAGGAAGUGGACAGGAUCGUGCUGAACUACCUCAACCAAAAGGGCUACAAGCAGGCAGAAACAGCGCUCAAGCGCGAGGCGAACUUAAUGACCCUCGAGGAACUCGAGGCUUCAUUCGCGUCAGCGGAGAAGGAUGCAGCUGCGUCAAAGAAGCAUGACAAGGAUGAAUUGGCCAGCCCUGAUGCAUACGAAUUGGCCUACUCAUCCCUGCGGAGAUGGGUCGAGAACUCGCUGGACUUGUACAAGCCAGAGCUCAUAUCGAUAUUGUUUCCAUUAUUCGUGCACAGCUACUUGAACCUUGUUAGCAGAGGAUUCAAGGAUCAAGCCAAGGCAUUCAUGGAGGCCUUUCGAUCCGAUCACUUGGAGAUGCAUUCGCAGGACAUUGCCCGACUGGCGACCAUUACGGAUACGCAGCACGUUCAGGAAAACGAGUUGGCACAAAUUUACAGAACCAACAAAUAUCAUCUCCGCAUGGCGCCAGUCUCGUUUGGGCUCCUCAUCGCAUUUUUGGAAGACAACAAGUUCAUCGUCCUGCUUAGGAUCGUGAAUCAGCAUCUGGAUAUCCAAGUCGGAGCCGCAAACGCAAACGAGGACGAAGUCAUUGGUCUUGCAGGACAUGGAACACACCAACUAUCAGCAUUUAACCAGCAAAGUGUUACUUUGGGACAAAUGCCUCCGGAUGCCGUCUUUCGGGAACAGGUCGAACAAACUUUGAAGGAAGAGGAAGCACAGCAAGCGGGAGGUGAUGCGACUAUGAACGGCGAUACUCCAGCAUCACUAAUGGAGGAAUACAAGAAAGUGAAAACAGAGGCGGGAGUUGACUCUCCAUCGCGGGACGAUGUACCAUUACCACCAUUCAAGGGCAGCGAUAUCCAGGCAGAAAUUGAAGCGCUUCGGGACUCUCGAAAGCGUGUUGCAUUGGGUCCAUCCAGCCUGCCCUCAAUAUGCGCUUAUACAUUUCACAAUGCACAUGAGAACAUCAAUUGUGUAGCGGUUUCGGAGGAUGCGACACUAAUGGCAGCAGGGUUCUCAGAAUCUUACGUCAGGCUCUGGAGUUUGAAUGGCGAAAAACUGCGAGGAUUCAGGAGUAAUUUCAAUCCAGCGCACAUCAAUGACUUUAAUGAUCUGAACAGAGUGCGAGAAAAGAAUGGGUCUGAAUCCAAAAAACUUAUCGGACAUGCAGGACCAGUCUUUGGAGCCAGCUUUAGCCCAGACAACAAAUACCUUAUCACUUGCUCAGAGGAUAAGACGGCUCGUCUGUGGAGCACCAACACUCUGACGAAUCUGGUCUGCUAUAAGGGACACAACUACCCGGUCUGGGACGUUGAUUUCGGACCUCAAGGCUUCUAUUUUGCCACGGCUUCACACGACCGAACAGCAAGGCUCUGGAGCUGCGAUCAUAUCUACCCCCUGCGAAUCUUUGCUGGACACUUGUCGGAUGUUGAUACUGUCAAAUUCCAUCCAAACUCAAAGUACGUCGUAACAGGAUCAAGCGAUAAGACUGCCAGACUUUGGGAUAUUCAGAGAGGAACAUGUGUACGUGUAUUCACUGGUCACGCUGGCGCUGUUCAGGCAAUUGCAAUGUCCCCAGAUGGUCGUAUGAUGGCUUCAGCAGGAGAUGAUCGCUCAAUUCAGCUGUGGGACCUUGGCUCGGGCAAACGCAUGAAAAAGAUGACCGGUCAUCAGGGCGUUAUCUAUUCAUUGGACUUCAGUCAGGAUGGCAGCAUCUUAGUUUCUGGAAGUGCUGACUGCACUGUCAGAGCAUGGGAUGUAAAGAAGGAAGCGUCGCCUGGCCAAGGAUCUUCGCACCGUAUCUUGCAGGAUGGCCGGGAUGGACAGGGCAUGAAUGGCGCGUCUAGCGGGGCCGUUGUCUCCUCUCCUACGGUUUCGCAGAGCCAUUCCUCUGCGCUCGAUAGGCUGAAUAAGAAGAAUACAGUGGUCGCACCAAUGGAAUCGGAGGACCACCUGGCGACAUUCCCCACCAAGCGCACACCGAUCUACAAGGUGCAGUUCACGAAGCGGAACCUGUGUUUGGCUGUCGGUGCCUUCUCUAGCAAUUAG